This is a messenger RNA of Polistes dominula (European paper wasp), 711 nucleotides long. RefSeq lists its product as uncharacterized. The record is from RefSeq and is a predicted model, not a curated record. Lineage: Eukaryota; Metazoa; Arthropoda; Insecta; Hymenoptera; Vespidae.
AUGACCUUAAUUACGCUUUAUUUGCAAUUGAUUCAAGUAGGCGGUGGUGAAACUGACGUCGGUGGGGGAGGUGGUGAUGGUGGUGGUGAGAAACACAUCGAAAAGGGUGGCAGUUUGAAACACGAAGAGGAACAUUACGAAUCAAAGGGAGAAAAAGACGACGAGGGUUACGAAAAGAUUCACGAGUACGAGAAGGAAGAAAAGGGCCAUCAUGACAAAGAGGAUCAUGAGGAUAGUUAUGAUGAGAAGGAAGGCCAUGAUAAAAAAAAACACGAAGAGGGUGGCCAUUACGGUGAACAUCAUAGUGGUGUAAAAGGAGAGAAGAAAGCGAAAUUUGAGGAAGAAGGGAAACAUCAAAAGGGACACAGUACUAAAGGGGAACAUAAUAUUUUUAAAAAAGAUGAAUAUGAGAAAAAACAUGAUUUUUACGAUGAGUAUCACGAAGAUGGUGAUCAAGAGAAACAUGGUGGCUAUUAUCAAGAACACGAGGGUAAAAAAGGAAGUAACGAAAAGAAAGGACACCGUGAUUCCGGUUACGAUGAGGAUAAACAUGGUAAAGAAUCGAAAUAUGAGAAGGGACAUCACAGUCAUGACGAAAAGGGUAAAAAAUCAGCCGAAGGAUAUGAUGAUCAUCAUCAUCUUGACGAGAAAUAUGGCAAAAAGGGUGGACAAUCUUUAGGAAAAAAAUAUUCAAUGAAUAACAAAAGUUAA